AUGGCGUCCAUUAAACCUGAUCUCACGCUCAUCUACAAAAAGGUCGACCACCUCGAAAUACCUAUGGAUCUUUACUUGCCGAAGAACACAAUCAAUGCACCAGUACUAUUAUGGUUCCACGGUGGAGGCUUACUCCAAGGAUGCCGGGACAUGAUAGCCCCUCAUAUGAAGAAUGCAGUUCAAACAUACGGUUUUGCAUGCAUAUCUGCAGACUAUCGCCUCGCACCCCAAGUCGAAAUCAGCGAGAUCCUAGAAGACGUUAUAGACUGCGUUAUAUUCAUCCGCACCCGUCUCUCGGAUUGCCUGGGGCAGGGCGUUGUAGAUGCGAGCCGCCUUGCUAUCUCCGGCAGCUCAGCGGGCGGGUACCUCGCGCUCCUCGCUGCUCUGGUCCUUAAGUCCAAACCCCAGGUGGUAGCUCCAAUCUACCCCAUCACUGACCCGCUCGGCACCUUCUUCACCAAGCCCCAGCCUCUGCCAGUUGGCAGUGAUUCUUCGGAAGCAGAUCUGGAUCUGGCUCGCUUGGGCUUCUUUCUUAAUCCGAGGUCGACUGUGGUGGCUAACAGUAGCGAAACAUCACCUCGGCGUCAUAUGUAUGCGUAUAUGCUGAAGACGGCGAGUCUGGCCCGGCUGUGGGGUAUUUUUCCUGGUGAUGAAGGUGCCGUGGCUCAGUGGCGGAUUCCUCGUACAAUUAAAAUGGGCGAUUUCCCACCGACCUACCUCAUACACGGGAUGGACGAUACGGCUGUUGGUGUGGAGCAGACGGAUGAAGUCGCGGGAGCGAUCUUAGGAGAUAGAAACCCGGUGGUUUAUGAGCGACCUAAUGGGGAAGAUCAUGAAUUCGAUCAAAGGGAGCGGUAUGAGAACCCAGAGCUUUAUGAGUUCAUUAUGCGGUAUCUCAAUUAA
Penicillium angulare is the source of this 903-nucleotide messenger RNA. RefSeq lists its product as uncharacterized. The record is from RefSeq and is a predicted model, not a curated record. Bases 1 to 903 code for a protein of 300 amino acids. Lineage: Eukaryota; Fungi; Ascomycota; Eurotiomycetes; Eurotiales; Aspergillaceae. Gene Ontology annotation, molecular function: hydrolase activity. The transcript is spliced from 2 exons.